Messenger RNA from Chinchilla lanigera (long-tailed chinchilla), 4708 nucleotides. RefSeq names its product cyclin T2 (gene Ccnt2). Gene Ontology annotation, molecular function: cyclin-dependent protein serine/threonine kinase activator activity. The transcript has 5 exons. Gene Ontology annotation, cellular component: cyclin/CDK positive transcription elongation factor complex; nucleus. Gene Ontology annotation, biological process: regulation of transcription by RNA polymerase II; positive regulation of DNA-templated transcription, elongation. The record is from RefSeq and is a predicted model, not a curated record. Bases 580 to 2352 code for a protein of 590 amino acids. Lineage: Eukaryota; Metazoa; Chordata; Mammalia; Rodentia; Chinchillidae.
CAAAGUGAGCUCAAGGCCAGCCCGAACUGCACAUUGAGACCCUGUCUCAGAAAGACCAAAAAAAAAAAAAAAUUGCUCUUCUGUUGGGGACCAGUGUUAAAGCAUCCUGACUCAUCCUUGAGGACUCAUAUCUUCUCUAAAUGUUAUUCUUAAUUGGAUUCUAUAAAUUUUCUUUAAAAAUAAUACAGUGGAGCUUCUAAUAUCUACCACCUUAUGAUGUUCCUAGGUUGUUUAUUCUGUUGAUGGUUAAUAGCAUGAAAAACUGAUGAGCAGUUUGUGCUCUCUGAUUUUGGGAGGGUGGGGGUUUUGUUUUAUUUUAUUUUGAUGGAAUUAUUUAAGCCAACUUAAAUGACUGAGGAUUAAGUCUGGCAGGCAACUCUGUAUUUUGUAUUAGACUUCAAAAAUCUUUUCUUCUUCUUCUUCUUCUUUUUUUUUUAAAUCCAGGAGAAUGCUUUAUUUCAACUUUUAGCUGACUAGAUGCUUAACUUAGUAACAAGUUUAGCCCUUGUAACUGGCUAGCUAAAAGCAAAUCGGCUUGUUUCUCAGAUCUUUGGGGGAUAGCAAGAAACAUUUGAGUGAAUGUUGUUGAAGAUUUUCAGUAGUAUAGAAAAUGAUGGCGCUCUUGUGAUAUUUGUAAGUACAAGCAAGGAUUUGGCACAGACAUCCUAUUUCAUGGCUACCAACAGUCUGCAUCUUACGACCUUCUGUCUUCAGUACAAACCAACAGUGAUAGCUUGUGUGUGCAUUCAUUUGGCUUGCAAAUGGUCCAAUUGGGAGAUUCCUGUGUCAACUGAUGGAAAGCAUUGGUGGGAAUAUGUAGAUCCUACAGUUACUCUAGAAUUACUAGAUGAGCUAACACAUGAGUUUCUACAAAUAUUGGAGAAAACGCCUAGUAGGUUGAAGAGGAUUCGAAACUGGAGGGCUGAUCAGGCGGUUAAUAAGAAACCAAAAGUAGAUGGACAAGUAACAAAGACCCCACUUCUCGGUUCAUCUUUGGUCCAGAAUUCCAUUUUAGUAGAUAGUGUCACUGGUGUACCUACAAACCCAAGUUUUCAGAAGCCAUCUACUUCCGCAUUCCCUGCACCAGUACCUCUAAAUUCAGGAAAUAUUUCUGUUCCGGACAGCCAUACAGCUGAUAAUUUGUCAAUGCUAGCCACAGGAAUGCCCAGUACCUCAUACGGUUUAUCGUCACACAAAGAAUGGCCUCAGCAUCAAGAAUCAGCAAGGACAGAGCCAAUAUAUUCACAGAAACAGGAGGCAUCUUUGUCUGGUAGCCAGUACAACAUCAACUUCCAACAGGGACCUUCUAUAUCACUGCAUUCAGGAUUACAUCACAGACCUGACAAAAUUUCUGAUCAUUCUUCGGUUAAGCAAGAAUAUACUCACAAAGCAGGGAGCAGUAAACACCAUGGGCCGAUUUCUGCUACUCCUGGAGUUACUCCUCAGAAAAUGUCUUUAGAUAAAUACAGAGAAAAACGUAAGCUAGAAACUCUUGAUGUUGAUGUAAGGGACCAUUAUGUAGCUGCCCAGGUUGAACAGCAACACAAACACGUGCAGUCACAGGCAGCAAGCAGCAGUUCUGUAACUUCGCCUAUUAAAAUGAAAAUUCCUAUUGCAAGUACUGAAAAAUCUGAAAAGUACAUGGCAGAGAAAAAGGAAAAGAGUGGAUCACUGAAAUUACGAAUUCCAUUGCCACCUACUGAUAAAGGCACUAGCAAAGAAGAACUGAAGAUGAAGAUAAAAGUUUCAUCCUCAGAAAGACACAGCUCUUCUGAUGAAGGCAGUGGAAAGAGCAAGCAUUCAAGCCCGCAUAUUAGCAGAGACCAUAAGGAAAAGCACAAGGAGCACCCUGCAAACCGCCAUCACACCAGCAGCCACAAGCAUCCCCACUUGCACAGUGGUGGUGGCAGCAGUGGCAGUAAACACAGUGCUGAUGGAAUACCGCCCACUGUUUUGAGGAGUCCGGUUGGCCUGAGCAGUGAUGGCAUUUCCUCUAGUUCGAGUUCCUCAAGGAAGAAGCUGCAUAUCAAUGAUGCCUCUCACAACCAUCACUCCAAAAUGAGCAAAAGUUCCAAAAGUUCAGGUAGUUCAUCUAGUUCUUCCUCCUCUGUUAAGCAGUAUAUAUCCUCUCACAACUCUGUUUUUAACCAUCCCUUACCCCCUCCUCCCCCUGUCACAUACCAGGUGGGCUACGGACAUCUCAGCACCCUCGUGAAACUGGACAAGAAACCAGUGGAGACCAACGGACCUGAUGCCAAUCACGAGUACAGUACAAACAGCCAGCAUUUGGACUACAAAGACACAUUCGACAUGCUGGACUCGCUGUUAAGUGCCCAAGGAAUGAACAUGUAAUCAUUUGUUUAGGUCAAUUUUUCCUUUACUUUUUUAAUUUAAAAAUUGUUAGAAUGGAAAACUUCCUCCUGAUCUAGCAGUGGUACACCUGCUGUUUCUGCCACUGCUUCAAUAUUUGUAAGUGCUGCUUUAUUCUUCAUUUUGAAAAGAAGAGAUUAUAGUAAACAAGUCUUUAUCUCCACAUAUGAUAGUGUUAUAAAUACUGUAAAAGCAUGGAAGGUGCAAAACUCAGUAUUUCUACAGUUGCAGCUAAGAACAUUAGGAUGAAUGGCUGGCUGCUUCUAGGAAUAUAAGAUGCCUCAAGCAUUCAUUAUUUAUAAUUUGAAUACUGUAGCUAUUUUUUGUUGCUUGGCUUUUGAAUGAGUGAAAAUUGUUUUCUUUUGUGUAUUUAUACUUGUAUGUAUGAUUUGCAUGUUUCAAUGAUAAAGGGAUAAAACAGUAUACUGACAACUGUUUACAAGAAAGUGGAGGAAAAUGUACAUACAUUUUUGUAUGUUUAGAUAUUACCAUAAAUACUCAGGAUUGGAGCUGCUUGUAAGUAUAACAAUAUACAGAAUAACUUUAUUUUCUCUUGUCAGAGUCCAUCACUAAUCUGAAACAAAGGUGGCACUUUUUCAUGUUAACCUUAAACUCUAGGCCUUACUGGAAGCCGCUGAAGAGGGACACUUCACUACCAGAGGAGUAUGCAGUGCCACACGUGGUCUUUUACACUGUGGGGCACUCGGUUUUUGCCUUCAGAGGUUCUGACCAGAUUGGCUGCUGAAAUGGCCCCUGAUUUUCUGAAGGCUUGAAGAAGAAAAAAAUAAAGUUUACAUACUCUUGAUGUGAAGUGCAUUUAAAUGUUUGUUGGCUUAUUGCAGUAUAAAACCGCUGUUACUAAUUAUGUGGAUUACUGUGAUUUGAAAACUAAAUUCACAAAAACUUACAUAGUGAAGAAUUAGUAAGUUUUUCCUUAAAGAACUUUAACACUACGUAUUUUAACAGUAAACAGGGAUCACUUUUCCUUUAGCAUUCAGAAUGAUACCAUAUUCGUAAAUACUCUCCCCUGAAGCGUGUUUGUGUGUGAUGUCAUAUUUCUUUUUCAGGUAAAUGCAGUCUUCCUUAUAAAAAUGAAAUUAAACCUAUGCUUUCUUAGUUCUUUUAUAUUCUAACAAUAAAUAAAAAGAAAAGAUCACUGACUGUGCAUUGUACCUGUAUUUAUAGCUUAUGGUUGCUAUCAGGAAGCUCUGUAGAAUAAAAACAUCAGCCUCCAGACAAACUCCUAGCGGAGGUUUUACAUUUGUUUGCACAUCUCAGUAUAUUCCUGUUAAGGUAAAGUUUGCACAGUCAUCUGACUCCUGAUUGAAUGAUAGACUUUAACUUGUUUAAGUUUUGUUUUAAAUACCAGUGGUAUGGUUCUUGUCUGUUAGCUAAUCUUGACUUCGUUCUGUGGUAAAUCUUUGAGCUUUCAAAUACCUUUGAGUUGGGUUGGAUUCAACUUAAAUUGAACUGAAAACUGUCUUAAUUUUUCCACUGCAAAUGAACUAUUUUUGUUACAAAGCCACUGAUAUGUGCACAAUUGUAACUUUACUCAAAUAUGUUGUGGUUGUAAAUAAUAGAGUUUAAUCUGUGCUCUACUUUUAUUUAGCAGUUAUCUAAGAUAACUGUGUAUUAUUUCAUCGAUGUUAUUUGAACUUGGUAUACUAGGAGCCUCUUUCUAGGGACUUUACCUAGGCAGCAUGUCCUCACAUUUGUUCUUGUCUUGCAUAAUGUUAGUAAUCUUUGUCAUUAUAUGUAACUUUGUUGCUCUGUACGGCAUAAUAUUGUAUCCAUAAACAUGGUAAUUUUGAUGCAGUUACACUUUUACAGUGGUACAUGAUCCAAGGACUAGUAUAGAAUUAAGCUGAGGGCAAGAUGGAGGGAGGGAAGGGUAGUGUUCUUGGUAAUUUAGAUGUUUUAGAUGUGAAACCUCUACAGAGCUAUCAUGUGAAACGAUAAUAGGGUGGUUGUGCUACUGUAUAAUUGGGGAUAAUACCAGGAAUUUUAAUAAGAUUUUGUAAAGAAUAUCCAGAAAAGUAGUGAACUUAUUUUCAGUAUGACAUAGAAGACAAUGUGAAUAUUUAAGGUCUGUGACUAUAGUUAAACUCACUAAGAAUUUGAAGAAUUGUUUUGAAAUGGAAUAAAGGUAAUUUUGUUGAAUCUUUAUUGGUGCUAAUGAUGGACAGUUAAAAAGAUAGUUAGUGUAUAUUGUUAUGGAUCAGUACUUAUUAGUACUUCCAAAAUUGAAUUUGAAAUGCUAUGUAUUAACUUUUCACUCUGUAAAUGUAAUCCUCUACAAUGACUUUAUUUAUUAAAGGGGAGUCAGUUGUGAUUUUUA